Messenger RNA from Aspergillus pseudoviridinutans, 759 nucleotides. RefSeq names its product SDR family NAD(P)-dependent oxidoreductase. The transcript is spliced from 3 exons. The record is from RefSeq and is a predicted model, not a curated record. Lineage: Eukaryota; Fungi; Ascomycota; Eurotiomycetes; Eurotiales; Aspergillaceae. The coding region runs from base 1 to 759 and encodes 252 amino acids. Gene Ontology annotation, molecular function: oxidoreductase activity, acting on the CH-OH group of donors, NAD or NADP as acceptor.
AUGUCUCUCAGCGAAAUCCGCGGCCGACUCGCUCUUGUUACUGGUGCAUCAGGAGGAAUCGGCGCCGCGUGUACUGAGCAGCUGGCACAACAUGGAGUCCGCCUUGCUCUGACCUACUCCACCAACCAGACCGCGAUGAAUGAGCUCGUAGCGUCUCUACAAUCCCGAUACGAGGACCAACAGCUUCGCAUCUCUAUGCACCAAGUCGAUGUUGGAUGUCCAGACCAGAUCGAAGCGAUGUUCGAGCAGAUCGAUGCCUACCACGGCCACCGACCGGACAUUCUGAUCUCGAAUGCCGGAUACGGGAAACGCAUUACUCAAGUUUGGGAUAUUAGUCUGGAGGAAUUCGACAAGAUGAUGAAUAUCAACCUUCGUGCUUCGUUCAUUCUCGUAAAAGGCGUUGUCGAGCGCAUGAAGAGCGAGCGAUGGGGUCGCAUCGUGUUCAUCUCAUCAAUUGCUGCAUACGGGGGAGGGAUCAAUGGAUGUCACUACGCGGCUUCCAAGGCCGGAUUGACUGGAAUGAUGAAGAACCUAGCUACCCGACUGGCCGAGUAUAAUAUCAGCGUGAAUGAUGUUGCUCCUGCAAUGAUUGGGGAUACGGGGAUGAUUGCCAAUGCUGCAGCUGUUCCGGAGGUAGUAGCAGGUAUUCCUUUAGGUCGGCUGGGGACGCCAGAAGAGACAGCAAAUGUCGUGAGUAUGUUGGUGAGGACAGGAUACAUGACGGGCCAGAGCUUACUGCUUGCUGGAGGGUUAAAAUGA